CCGACCCGCAAUGGCGGACUUGUUCGCGCGGUAUCGCGAGUUCGUGAAAGCGAAUCCCGCUCUAGCCACCGAACUCGAGACUGUACUUCGCUGGAUCUCCUACUUCACGGCAGGUCGAUUUGGCAAGUCCGCCGUUGUUGCCGAGUUCCUUUAUUCUUCGUCCAGUUUGCUGACACUCCUCAAUGACCUCAUUCUGCGACAUGCCGCUGAUGUUCCCGUUCACGUGGACCGAGCCGUUGAGCGGCUCCAGUCGUGCUUGGCUGUCGUCGAGUAUGUCGAGGUGUUUGCCGAGCUGGCCGCGCUGCACCUUCGCGGGGACCUGGCUCGGUGGGUGGCGGUUGCCAUCGUCCAGACGCUCAAGUGAGAAGCACACUCUACCCCUAAUUUUACAUUG
Messenger RNA from Dermacentor silvarum, 394 nucleotides. RefSeq names its product peroxisomal membrane protein PEX16 (gene Pex16). The record is from RefSeq and is a predicted model, not a curated record. Gene Ontology annotation, biological process: peroxisome organization. Bases 11 to 364 code for a protein of 117 amino acids. Lineage: Eukaryota; Metazoa; Arthropoda; Arachnida; Ixodida; Ixodidae. Gene Ontology annotation, cellular component: peroxisomal membrane. The transcript is spliced from 3 exons.